Molecule: messenger RNA, 2734 nt
Organism: Ceutorhynchus assimilis (cabbage seed weevil)
Lineage: Eukaryota; Metazoa; Arthropoda; Insecta; Coleoptera; Curculionidae
Source: the annotation of a GenBank genome assembly
GUUCCAGUAUGUGCACAGUGUAGAGCAAAAAUCUUAUCAAGUAGAUUCAAUUUUAGUGUAUUUUUAUAAUAGUAUUUUAUAUAAAAUUUUGUGAUUUUUUACGAAUUAUUGUUAUUAUUAUUAUAACGUUUUGGUGUUUUAGUGCGUGCGUGUGGAUUAAUGAGUGUUUUUUUUUUCUAUAAUGGAUUUUAAUUAUUGGAACCUUUUGGGUACUUAAGUGUCGGCUGGAGGAAUAAAAAAUGGUACUCAUUUCUGAACAAAGUCCUAUUUCUGGAAAAGAUGGUACGUUUUUGGCAGCUUUCGCAGGGAUUGGUGCCAUUCUACUUGUUAUUCUGCUCUACAUCAAAAACAGAUGGUGGUGGGGUACCGUGCGUGGGGUGACCCUCACCUGUUGUGACGAACCUUGCCCACCAAUCGCCACUAGAGCUGUUCCAAAUCCUACUUUGGUCGCUACGCAUAAUAAAACUAAAUUGGUCAAAACAUUCUCCUUUGAUGGUGCAGACUCUAGUUCUGAAUCCGAAAUAGGAAGUCGUAAAAAUUCUUCAGACAUUCCGCCACGUCAUGACCUAAUCUCGUUGGUGGAGAAGGGUCGAAUGGGGAUGAGCAGUAACAGUUCCUGCUGUAGUUCAACCACCAGUUCAGUUGGCGCAGGCGAAAAGCAUCUGCAACCGUCGACAAAAGUUACCGCUGAAGUUAAUGAGGCUUUAAAAAGAACGCCAGACCUAAUAAUUAGAGAAACAAAGAUAGACAAUCAGCGAAUUUACCAUAAUGCAAAAAUGGAACAUGCCUCGACGAAUCAAGCAGUAGCAAGCACAAAUAAAAAUAGAGACUGCAUCGUUGUGAUGAACCCAGACUGCGAAGACCGACCGAUAGAUGUUCAUCAAGAUGAUACCAUAACGAUCUCUUGUGAAGUGGCCGCUGCAACUGGUGUAAUAGACCAAGAGCAAGACGAGGGGCCCAUUAAUAGACUAGCUAAUAAAUGCGGAUAUUUGGAAGUCGCUUUGCUCUAUGAUGCUCCGAUGAGAAAAAUGACUGUGCACGUGUUGCAAGCAAGAGAUAUACCUAGUAGAGACAGAGGGCAACCUACUAAUACUCAGGUACGUUUAAUUUUAUUGCCGAGCAAAAAACAAAAGCACAAAACCAAAAUUCGCUCAGGCGAAAAUCCGCAAUUUAUGGAAAGCUUCCUUCUGCAUAGAGUGAAUCCUGAAGACGUAAAUUCGAUGGGUAUCCGUUUGCGAUUGUACAGCUGCGAACGCAUGCGUAGAGAACGUCUGAUCGGAGAAUCCGUAGUUGGUUUUGCCAACAUCAAUUUGGAGCUGGAAAAUAAUUUCUGGUUGGCUAUGGAGUCGAGGUCCAAUACUACGUUGAGUGGCUGCACUGGCGAACUAAUGAGUCUAGCCCGAUCUGAUAGUACAGGUUCCGCGCACUCAAUGCAGCACGGCGGAGUACCGGAACUACUUUUAGGACUCUGCUAUAAUGCCAUCACGGGACGGCUCAGCGCGGAAGUGGUAAAAGGGUCGCAUUUCAGAAAUCUCGCUUUAAACCGAGCUCCAGAUACUUACGUUAAAUUGAAUUUGGUAAGCAGCACUGGCCAGGAGCUGGCUCAUAGUAAGACGACGAUUAGACGAGGACAACCGAAUCCGCUUUUUAAGGAGACUUUUGUGUUCCAGGUUGCUCUGUUUCAAUUAGCUGACGUAACGUUGAUGGUGUCAGUUUACAAUCGCAAAGGUGUAACGAAAAAGAAAGAAAUGGUGGGCUGGUUCAGUUUGGGGUUGAACUCUAGUGGUGCAGAAGAACUAGCUCAUUGGAUGGACAUGAAAGAAUUCCAGCAGAACCAGAUUUGUCGCUGGCACGUGCUGGUCCAGUCAUAGCGACAUAAACAUUUGGUCAUUUUAAUUCAAAAUCUUUAAAUGUAACUAUAUAAUAUACUUAAUGUGGAAUAUUCGCACAAUUUUUAUAAUAUCUUACAUAAAUUAUUAAAUUAACUGUCUUUUUAUUGUAUAAAAAAAUAUACUCUUUAAAUAUUGUGGUUAGAUUAGUAGGUCAUUUUAUGGAUUUUCGAUUUUGGAGACCUGGGCAAAAUUAAUUUUUUAACACUUUUUGAUGGUUAUUGUGAUAAUAUAAAAAAAUUGUGAAUUUGAUAUUAAUUUAUAGGAUUUUUAAGUAUUAUAAAUAUGUAUGUAUUUGGAAUGAAGAAAAUUGAAUUUCUAAAUUUAACAGGGUGAGAUAAGUCUGGAUUGAAGAAUUUACGUGCACACAUCACCUUUGUUUUUAGUAAGUAGCUAAACUAAUUUUUUUCUAAUAAGUAAGUAGAUGAUUAAUUGAUACUUCAAGCACAAUAUUCACAUAAUUAUUCUUAUUGUAAUAAAGCUUGUGCGGGCUGGUAUCUAAAUCCCUUAAAAAAUCGGCCAUAUCAAGACGAUUUGAAAAAAUAUUUUUGUGCCCUGUCUUGUUAGACUUGUGGGUCGAUUUUUAAGGAUUUUAAUAUUCUGACCAAGCGUAAAAUUUAUUUAUUAUUAUAAGACCAUUGCCUUUCUAUUUUAUAAGCGUAUUUUAUAGGAUAAUUUUUGUACUUUGUCCAAUUUUUAUCAAAAGAUAACAUUGUAUUAUAUUAUAUUGUUGCAUGAGGGAAAAAUAAAAUCUAUAAAGCACUGCUAUCAUAACUUCUUAACUACUGCACAACUUUUUAUCUUUUUUUUGUACAAAAUAAAUAAAUAAAUUAAAUUAUUGUCAA